GUGGGCGAACAAGGUGAGGUGAAAAUUUUUAUGCUGCCUGGCCUGCUUCGAUGAGGUGAGCCGAGGAUGAGCAGAAUCAGAGUCCCGUUCGAACUGAUUGAAAGUGAGCUAGUGUCAGUCAGUGAAUGUCCCGUUCGUUUCGAAGGGAGUUUUGUGAAGGUUUUCUUCCAAUCAAAGCAAGCCGUGGAAAAACAUUUAAUCUUAUCAACAAAAUUCGUGUCCAUUAUGGGUGAAACCCAUUUCAGUGAUUCGUUUCAUUGAAUGAGUGUCCAUAGGUUGCUGCGAUCAUUCUUCAUUGAUGGUGAAAAAGCGAGUUGUAUGACAUUGAUUGGAUUCGAAGUGUGUACCUAUGCGGAGAAAAAAAAGUGAUGUGAAGCUAUUCUAAACGCGAAGCGGGGGAGGAAAGAUUUGUUGGUGGCAGAGUCCAUUCAUACAAAUAAUAAUUUAAAUAACAAUAGACUGAGCGAGUGAGUGAGAAACAAAUUCGCGCUGUGGUGUGAUUCGGUCAACACUGGUCAGAUAUUCAUGGCUUGCUGCAUUUUCAUUCCAUUCACUAUUAUCUCCAUAGUGACGAUGAUACCGUACUGAUGGAACGCAAGUGGAACUAAUCUUUCUGAAUAGAAUAAUUUCGUGGCCAACUUUGAUGUCGAGUGCGAAAUAAGCUGUGGCGGGAAACGCGCUUCUGCAUCGAUUAUGGUGUUGAACACAGUGAAUCGAACGAGUUGGUUUGCUACUACGGGAAAUCCACUAUUCUGGCUUCACUCUCGGUCAGAAUAACACAAAUAAUAGUCUCUAAUCUCUGUUUGCACAAUCAAAAAUACACGCGGCGAUAGAACACGUCACCCUUUGGAAACACUGCUUGCUGCUGUGUAGAAUAGGCAUACGAUAUGGAACUAAAUCGCAUUAGGAAUUAAGCUGGACCUGGAUCCUAUCUUGCGAAGCAGAUUACAUAGCGAAAAACAAGAAACUACGAAGAAGGAAACAGCAAAGCCAACUUCGAUCUAUACUUUCCAUUGCCUACUGCGAUACUUACAGCUGCAAAGCCAUGAUUCUACGGCAGCUGAUGGGACUGAACACCUGGGUUCGAGUCCUGAUUGGCUUCAUUUCCGUUUGGGUGAUAUUGGUCCUGGUGUUCUACUCGAAGCUCAAUACCGGAAGCUCUAGCGACAGCGAUGACGCCAUCCGUCGACUGAACCAGGCCCUAACAUACCUCGAAAAGUCCAAACAGGUCGACCAGGAGUUGCGUGGCCUGAUAGACGAAUACCUCAGCGAUCAGUCGUACAACCGGAAACAGAAGUUCGUUGAUGAGCUGGGCAACAAGCUCCAAAUCCAGGGCGCCGGUGCCGGCCGGUUCAAGGGUGUCCCCUCGCUCGAAUACGAACAGCUGCGCCGCCGAGUUUACAGCAAUGCCCAAGAGCUGUGGAAUCUGUUACAUUCCGAAACGGCCAAACUGGCCAAAACCGCACGUCGCAAUACCCCGGAAAUCUACGCUCCGGCGGAGAACUUCCUGGCCCUGGCAGCCGAACACAAGCGUUCCCUCCUAAACGACAUCAACCAGAUGCGGGCCAGCGAUGGGUACGAGUUCUGGCGCUACAAGGAGUCCAAAGAUCUCAGCGAUCUGGUCCAGAAGCGGCUGACUCACCUGCAGAACCCCGAGGACUGCAACUCGGCCCGGAAGCUAAUCUGCCGCCUGAACAAAGGCUGCGGCUAUGGAUGCCAACUCCACCACGUGGUCUACUGCUUCAUCAUGGCCUACGCCACCGAGCGAACUCUGGUCUUGAAAUCGAAAGGCUGGCGCUACCACAAAGCCGGCUGGGAAGAAGUGUUCCAGCCCAUCUCCGAUACCUGCCUGAGUGCGGACGGGGCCACGCAUGCCAGCUGGCCUGGAACACCGGAAACGCAAGUCCUAACCGUGCCUAUCAUAGACUCGCUAAACCCGCGGCCGCCCUAUCUGCCGUUGGCCAUUCCGGCCGAUUUGGCACCGCGGUUGAUCAAGCUGCACGGCGAUCCCAUCGUGUGGUGGAUCGGACAGUUUCUGAAGUACCUGCUCAAGCCGACCGGCGAAACGCGGCAGAUGCUCGAGAACGGAAUCGAGAAGCUGGGCUUCAAGAAGCCGAUCGUUGGGGUCCACGUGAGGCGCACCGAUAAGGUUGGGACGGAAGCGGCAUUCCACGGAAUUGAGGAGUACAUGCAAGCGGUCGACGACUACUACGACCAGGUGGAAAUGGUGGAAGCCAUCGACAAGCGUCGAGUUUUUAUCGCAAGUGACGAUCCGAAGGUGAUUGACGAAGCCAAAACCAAGUAUCCGCACUAUGAGGUCAUCGGUGACCCGGACGUGGCGAAGGUGGCUGCCGUAUCCACCCGCUACACCGAUUCCUCCCUGAACGGCAUCAUCCUGGACAUCCAUCUGCUCUCGCUGAGCGACUAUCUUGUGUGCACGUUCAGCUCGCAGGUUUGCCGGGUGGCCUACGAGAUCAUGCAGACCAUGUAUCCGGACGCCUCGAACCGUUUCAAAUCGCUGGACGACAUUUACUACUACGGUGGCCAAAAUGCGCACAACCGGGAGGUGGUGCUGCCCCAUAACCCUAAAAAUCACGACGAGAUCCACAUGCGCAAGGGAGACCUCAUCGGCGUGGCGGGUAACCACUGGAAUGGGUACUCCAAGGGUAAGAACGUGCGAACUGGUCAGGUGGGUCUGUUCCCAUCGUUUAAGGUUAACGAUAAAAUCGAAGUCGUGGAACUGCCCACGUACCCCAACGUGAAGUAAGGAACGGGCGCAGUCAAAACGGUAACGUGAAUUGAUUUUUUCUAUGUGAUAGAUCGUGUGUUAGCAGCGGAGGGGAACCUGGUGUAAAAUGAUUACAUAUUUUGAAGUUUAAGCUAAGAACCCGUCGAAAGAGAGAUGAUUACCUAAAUAGAACAAAUUCUACCGAACAUUGAACAUUUCAGAACAAAAAUCCUUUAGAUUUACUAAUUUAUUUGUGUAAGUCAAAUGAUAGAGAGAGAAAGAAGUACCGAUGUCAAAUCAAGAUGUGCAAAAUAAGAAACACACGAAACUGUAAACGACCUACCAACCAAGUAAGAAACAUUAAUUUAUACAAAACUGAAAACUGACAGAACGAGCAGUAAGCAAUUAUGUAAUAUAAACUGAAAUGAAA
Messenger RNA from Aedes aegypti (yellow fever mosquito), 3158 nucleotides. It is a transcript of the gene FucT6, whose product is annotated as alpha-(1,6)-fucosyltransferase. Bases 1046 to 2767 code for a protein of 573 amino acids. Lineage: Eukaryota; Metazoa; Arthropoda; Insecta; Diptera; Culicidae. Gene Ontology annotation, molecular function: protein binding; glycoprotein 6-alpha-L-fucosyltransferase activity. Gene Ontology annotation, cellular component: Golgi cisterna membrane. The transcript is spliced from 3 exons. Gene Ontology annotation, biological process: protein N-linked glycosylation. The record is from RefSeq and is a predicted model, not a curated record.